UAUGUAAAAACAAUAUGAAUUAUUUUUUAACGCAACUAUUUACAGAGUCAGAGCAGACUUUAGCGCGUCCGGUGACUCCGUCGGCGAGGCGUCACACUCACGGACUCACCUAAUCGCAAACCCGUCAGCCCUUCUAGAAAUCAACUAACGGAAAGGUUUGUCCUCGUAAAUCGAUAAAGCACGGGGGGCUUUCUUUACAAAAGUGAGCUACGUAGCCUAGUGCAGCAACGCCCCGGAGCUCUGACUCUGAGGCCUCGGCCCGGCGACGACGACGAGUGCGCGGUGACGCGAGCGCAAGAGAGAACAAAGCUUUGACGCGCACCCACUCCUGCCGCCUCCCUCAGUCCCGACUCCCGAACACGCGCGCGCAGGCCCAGCACAGCACGGACGACGACGCAGCGAGAGGCUCGGAAGGAGGAAAGAGUCGCCGGCGGAGACCCCAAUCGAUCGAAGGCCCCCGGUCGCUUCGCCCGCGAGGCAUAUCAGUGCCCCCUUGGCCACCGGGUAAAAGCUUUCCUGGGGGAUACGAUCGGCUCUGCGGCCUGCCACGGAUCGGAGGGCUUUUGCUGGUGACUCCUGGGGGAUUUUCGGUCGGGGUUUGGAGCUUUCCUGGUUUUGGGAGCUAGCUAGCUGGCUGUCCAGCGACUCCAUGGAUUAGAGGUGAUGGUAGCUAGCUGGCCCAAUCUCGAUCCGAUCAUCAUCUUGCUUGACCACGAUUUUCUUGCUUUCCUCUAGAUCUUAUUAAAAGUACAAGUUUUUUUCCCGAAAACUGUUGCACUUUAUGUGUUGGAAAGACUCUCUACGUACACGGAGGGAAAAAAACAAGAGGUUAGGUCCAAGUGUGGAACAGCUGCUGAGUAGUGAUUGCUGUUGCUGAGAUGAAGUUCAUGACUUCAUGUCAGUUAGUGGCGACGUUUCAUGCUUACAGCACUACAUCACACUUCUCCUGUGCUGGCCGCUAUAUCAUCUUUACUGCACACGGAAGUGUUUAUGGAUGCUUCCGUAAUAUAUGUACACAUGCACAUGAAUGAAAUGGGGUGAUUCAUAACUGGCUGUAAUUUUUGAAUUUUCCAUACUAUAUGCACGAUAGAGACGAUAAUAAAACUGUCUCCCACUACAAGGAGGUGUGUAUGAUCACAUUCUGCUUAGCUUACUUGUAACAAUCUGUGCAGUUUCUUUUCUGUAAGGCUUUGUUCGUUUACACCAAUCCCGCUCUGGAUUAGCAUGGAUUGGAAUUAAAUCCAUGCCUCAAUCCAUGCCCCAAAAUAAUCCAUGACUACUUAAUUUUUUUUAUUCGGUUAAACCCAUCAUGGAAUAUAACUCAAAGGUUUGGGAAAUUUUUAAACUAUGGAAGACAUGGAUUCUAUCCAUAGCCCAUUAGGUAUGGAACAAAUCCAUGAGAUAUUGCACAAGUUUACAUUAGAAUCCAUGGAUUAAAAGAAUAACUAGCUUUGAAAGUCACAUGGAUUUGUUGAUGGAUUUAAUCCCACCAUGGGAUUGGGUGUGAGAUAUGGAUUCACCCAAUCCAUACCCGGAUUAAAUCCAUGGUGGGAUUAUAUCCCAUGUAACCGAACAAGGCCUAAGCUGAUCAUUUUUUUCCAUGAACUUGUGUUUAUAGGAGUAAAAAAAACUGUGAAAGCUUUGGGAAUGGAGUUGACAGCUUCGACUGAAUAACAGAAGAAUUUUCACUCGUCUUCUCCUGAUCUCAUGGAACUUCUUGAUAGUAAUGGCCACGGGGAAACAAGAGCACAGGGUGCUGAAAACAUUGCACCAGUUUCUGCUAAUAGUCCAGAUACAUCAUCGGAAAUGCAAGGGAAGUUACCUCACAGUUUGACAGAGCACCAGGAAGAAAUGGGGUCCCCUGCAGGCCAUGCAGGGAGUUUGUCGCCGAAAAUUGUCUCCCACAUAGAACCAGCUCGAGCAUCUGAUGACCCCUCAAAAGAUGAGGGACGUCAUGCUGCUUUAUUAACAGAUAAGAGUGGAGUUGAAAUCAUAUACGAAAAUGGUUUUACUGGCGCCAGUAGUAUUAUUCCAGCAGCUGAAAUGAAAUCUGAAGAAGACAAUAUGUACUGUCGUAACAACGUUGCCGUCACCCCCACAAAGAAAGUAGAAUCAGUAAAGGGGUGCGAAGGCUCACACACAGGUCUUGUUGACACUAGCGCCCCAUUCGAGUCUGUUAAACAGGCUGUCACCAAGUUUGGAGGAAUUGUUGAUUGGAAAGCCUACAGGGCUCGGUCAUUAGAGAGACGCAGGGUCAUGCAACUUGAACUUGAGAAGGUUCAGCAAGAGAUUCCACAGUUCAAAGAAGACUGGGAGACUGCUGAGGUGGCCAAGGCACACGUCAUUGAGGAGCUAGAGAGAACUACCAGACUUGUCGACGAGCUGAAGCAUGAGCUGGAGAGGGCACAGCUCGAAGUGGACCAAGCGAAGCAAGAUUCCGAGCUUGCCCUGCUGAGGGCACAAGAGAUGGAGCAAGGGAUUGACGAUGAAGCUAGUGUAAUAGCCCAGACACAGUUGGCAGUCGCCAAAGAAAGACAUGAAAAGGCUGUUGAGGAGCUGGAAUUGCUGAAAGAGGAGCUAAGAUCAACGCAUGAACAGUAUGCUGUAUUAGCCACUGAAAGGGAUGUAGCCGUUAAAAGGGCCAAGGAAGUUGUUCGUGCUGCGAAGGAUACUGAGAAGCAAGUAGAGGAACUCACUUUAGAACUGAUCGCAUCCAAAGAGUCUCUCGAGUCAGCCCACGCUUCACACCAUGAGGUUGAAGAGCACAGGCUCGGGGCAGCUUUGGCGAAAGAGCAGGAUUUCCUGGCUUGGGACAAAGAGCUGCAGGAGGCACAAGAGGAGCUAAACCAGCUCCACGAACAAAUCGCAUCGAAAACGAAUGUGGAGGCUGAAGCUGUUGAAAACGAGCGCAAACUACUUAGCCUGAAAAGUGAGCUAGCUGCCUAUGUGGAAGACAAAUUGAAUGAAGAGGCUGGAAUGCUUCAGCAACAAGGUUCUGACGAAGAAAAAGAAAUCAGUAGGUCAAUCAAGCAAGCUCUUGCUUCAAAAAGGAAGGAGCUUGCUGAACUUAAAGGGAAACUAGAAAAUGCGAGAAAUGAAGCCAACCUAGUAAGAGUUACUGCAGAAUCACUCAGUUCAGAGCUCGAUAGGGAGAAAGCUUCACUCGCCGCAUUGCAGCAGAGCGAGGGUAUGGCAUCCAUCACAGUUUCCUCUCUAGAAGCCGAGCUCGAUAGGACAGAGCAAGAGAUAGAGAUGGUACAUAAGAAAGAAGCGGAAGCUCGGGAAAAAAUGGCGGAGCUUCCAAGGAUGUUGCAGCGAGCAGCCCAGGAGGCAGAAGAUGCCAAGAUGGCGGCUCACUCGGCACAAGAGGAACUGAGAAAGGCCAAGGAAGAGGUUGAGCGGGCCAAGGCUUCUGCGACAACGGCAGGUACCAGGUUGCGUGCAGUUUCGAAGGAGAUAGAGGCGUCUAAAGCAUCUGAGCGGCUAGCCAUAGCGGCAGCUCAAGCGAUGCAAGAGAGCGAGGACACAGGAAGCACUGGCGCUUCUCCUCGAGUAGUAACGCUUCCUGUAAGUGAGUACCAUGCUCUUAGCGAGAAGGUUCAUGAAGCCGAAGAACUUGCAAACGAGAGGGUGGCGGUCGCGUUGGCGCAGGUAGAGUUGGCAAAGGUGUCUGAAUCGAGGAGUCUAGAGAGGCUACAGGAAGCGUCCAAGGAGACGGAGAAAAAGAAGAGCGAUCUUCGCAUCGCGCUGGAGAGGGCCGAGAGGGCAAAUGAAGGGAAGCUUGGCGCUGAGCGGGAGCUGAGAAGAUGGAGAGCUGAACAUGUGCAGCGUCGGAAAGCCCAUGAGGCUGCACAGCAUGCAGUUAGUCCGGUAAGAACUCCACCCAGGAUGUUUGUCCAGCAGAAGGGCUCUUAUCUGGAAGGAAACGAACUCAGAGAUCCAAAGGUGCACAAGUCAACUGGCAGCAUGGAUCAGUUUGUUUCGGACAAGAAAUCGAGGAAAAAGAAGUCGUUCUUAACCCAGUUGUCCACACUUUUGUCUAGAAAGACACAUGCACAAACAUAAGAGUGAUUGUUCUUGAAAAAAAAGAGUUUCUGUAUCUUUGUAAAAUGUUAAUGGUGUAAAUCUAGUUUUGGAUCAUGCUCUUGUAAAUUGUUUCGCACUUGAAGACUUUAUGAGUGUAUGUCUUUGUAUGGUGUGUUUUUUUUCUGCUUUACAUCGAAAACCCUGGAUGGAAUAUCCUUUGUGAUACAA
Zea mays is the source of this 4254-nucleotide messenger RNA. RefSeq names its product protein WEAK CHLOROPLAST MOVEMENT UNDER BLUE LIGHT 1. Bases 1708 to 4065 code for a protein of 785 amino acids. Gene Ontology annotation, biological process: chloroplast accumulation movement; chloroplast avoidance movement. The record is from RefSeq and is a predicted model, not a curated record. The transcript is spliced from 2 exons. Gene Ontology annotation, cellular component: cytosol. NCBI's taxonomy places the organism in Eukaryota, Viridiplantae, Streptophyta, Magnoliopsida, Poales, Poaceae.